CACCAUCUUGCAAGUCCAAACACUCCUCACUACCUACCUCCCAAACCACCAAAAUGUCCACAAUAUCCCCACCCCCUGUCACACUGGAAGACCUCCAAACCUUCCAAGCAAAACAUUUCCCAGGAAGCGCGUACCCCACACAACCCCUGACAGACACCCUCGAACAUCCAAACCAACAACAACCACAACACCACCAACAACACCAACAAGAAGAAGAAUACUACCACUACGAGGAAGAAGCAGAAGAAGAUGAUGAUGAUGGCUUGGGCUACUACCCCGACGGCAUAAAACGUACUCUCACGGACGAACAAAUCCGCAUCUUCAGACAUAGUGAGAUUCAUGCGUUAUUGAGGGAGAAGGAGUUGCGGGAGGAGGAGGAAGCGGAGAUGAGGGCUGAAGCGGAAGCUGAGGCGGAGAGGGAGCGUAAGAGGUUGAGAGUUGCGGGUGAUGUGAAUCCAGCUGCAGCUGCAGAUGCAGAUGCAGAUGCGGAGGGUGUUGAGAGUGUUACUCUGUUGACAGCGACAGUGAUGGUGGCGCCUAGCAGCGCUGCCCAGGAAGCCCAACACCCACCUCAGACCCGGGUGGAGGAAGAUACUCCUAUGGAUUACGGGGAUGGUGAUUCUGUUCCGUCUCGGUCAUAUGGGGAUACUUCGGGUUCGAGUUCGAGUUCGAGACGUGCGCCGCAGUUCCCCGGGAGGAGGAUCAUCUCGUAUGAUGAUUGA
This is a messenger RNA of Aspergillus ibericus CBS 121593, 722 nucleotides long. RefSeq lists its product as uncharacterized. The coding region runs from base 54 to 722 and encodes 222 amino acids. The record is from RefSeq and is a predicted model, not a curated record. The transcript has 2 exons. NCBI's taxonomy places the organism in Eukaryota, Fungi, Ascomycota, Eurotiomycetes, Eurotiales, Aspergillaceae.